Cicer arietinum (chickpea) is the source of this 1382-nucleotide messenger RNA. RefSeq lists its product as uncharacterized. Lineage: Eukaryota; Viridiplantae; Streptophyta; Magnoliopsida; Fabales; Fabaceae. The record is from RefSeq and is a predicted model, not a curated record.
AUAAUUCUUCAUUUUUCUUCAAUCUCUCAUUCCCUUUUCAUUAUAAUCACAAAAAUAAAUAAAAAUAAUACAAUAAAUUUCCAUUUUUAUCAUUUCCACCUUCACUCAAGUUCUCUUUCUUUCUUCCUUCUUCUCUUCCCUUUAAAUUCCUUAAUACUAUAUGUCUUUUUAUUUUAUUUUAUUUUCUUGUUAAUUGUGUUUUGAGGUUGUAACAAUUUUUUUAUUGCUUUCAAUUAUCUAAGAAUAUCAAGUAUUUUAUUGAUUAUGUAACAGAUUUUGAUUGCAAAAAAAAAAUGAUGUAGACUUUGAUGGAUCUAUAUCACAAAGAAUUUCAGAAUUUGAUUGAUUAAUUUGAAUAUGAAGAUGGAAGGAUCUUAUGAAAGUGUUCAAAUAAUAAAAUAUCCAUCAGCAUAUGAUGAAUCAUGCAUCAAAUUAUCAUUUUCAUUAUUACCUUUGUUUGAUGUAAGAGUUUUUUAUGUAAGAUUUAGUGGAAUUGAUGUGAAUGAAUCAACACCUGAAUUUCUAUUUCUUCAUCAUAUUCCUCUAAGUCCUGAUACACUUUUGGAAAUUAAUGGUGUUAGAAGCAACAUGAACAGUGAUGGUGAUUCUUCAAUUCUAAGAAAAGAUAGAGUUGAUAAGAAUUGUGAAGAAAUCACUUUUGUUAAUACAGAUAGUAUACGUUUGAAUGGUAGCAUGAAAUUUGAGGUUUGUGAUAAAGAACAAUGUUUUUUGUCUUGUGUUCUUGAGAUGUGUAAUGAGAAGAAGAAAUGGAGUAUGAUUUGUGAGAGUGAAAUGAGACAGAACAGUGAAAUUGAGGUUUAUGUUGCUGGUUGUUUCUUAGGAAAACCUAUAAUCUUGAGUAGGACACUUCAAGUUAAUUGCAGGAAGAAAAAUAAUAGGAAAGGGAUGUUGGAUGUUAUUCCUGAAUAUGAAACAACUCUGUCUCAUCAUCAUCAUCAUGGACUUGAUUUACAGGUAGCUGAGUACAAGAGAAGAUUGAAACAAAAAGAGGAGGAUUACAAGAAGAAGAUGUAUUUGGAAAGAACAGGAUAUAUAAUGGAAGGUGAAGAUGGUGGUGAGGUAUCAUGGUUCAAUGCAGGAGUAAGAGUUGGUGUUGGACUUGGACUUGGCAUUUGUGUGGGAGUUGGUAUUGGUGUUAGUCUUUUGGUUCGUUCUUACCAAACAACUAUUCGUAAUUUCAAGAGGAGGUUCAUAUAAUAAUAUAGCCCUUUUGUUUUGUUUUGUUUUCUAAUAAUACAUAACUCCUUUUUGUAAGUUGGAAUUUAUGUGCUAUAAGUUCAAAGACAACUACAUAUUUUCUGUUGAAAACUUGCUAGUUGCCUUGUUUAGUUCACAAUCUUUUUUGCUAGUUCCCUUGUUUA